AUGUUGACAGGAGAUGAGAAAGAUGAGGAUGGCAAGCUAAGGACAGAAGAGGUGGAGCUGUGGAAACAACAUCCCAUGGAGUGUAUACGGGAGCUCAUGGGAAACUCUUGUUUUGCCCAGCAUAUGGAAUACACUCCUGAGUGGGUGUAUACAGAUGAGGACGGGCGGUCACGGGUGUAUAGUGAGAUGUCGAUGGCAGACUGGUGGUGGGCGACACAGAAACUCUUACCUAAAGGAGCCACCAUUGCUGUUGUCAUUCUUGCUACCGAUAAGACACAGCUUUCCAGAUUCAGUGGUGACAAGCAGGCAUGGCCGGUGUACCUGACCAUUGGGAAUAUUAAUAAAGACAUCAGACGAAAGCCUUCGGAGCAUGCAACAGUUUUGAUUGGGUACUUACCCAUUAGCAAACUUGAAUGUUUCAGCAAAAAAACCCGGUCAACGCAGUCAUACCAGCUCUUUCACACAUGCAUGUGCUCACUUCUGGACCCAUUGGUUGAGGCUGGAAAGAACAGUGUCAAGAUGCUUUGUGCAGAUGGGAAGAUGAGGAUGGUGUAUCCCCUUCUAGCUGCUUAUGUUGCAGAUUACCCGGAACAAUGCCUUGUCGGAUGUUGUAUGGAAAACCGUUGCCCGAAAUGCAUGUCGAAAUCAGAAUUGCUUGGUGAUCCUGUCCAUUCCGUCCUUCGAGACCCUGAAAAAACAAUCAGAAUCCUCAAGCAAACUUCAGACGGCCACAAACUGCAGGUGUUUACUGACCAAGGACUCUGUGCAGUCAAUCCCUUCUGGAGAAAUUUGCCUCACUGCAACAUCUUCAAUUGCUUCACCCCCGACAUUCUGCACCAGCUUCAUAAAGGUGUGUUCAAGGAUCAUGUUGUCAGCUGGUCAACAGAAGCAGUUGAUGCGGACAAGCCGAAGGAAGAACUCAACUUUCGCUUCAGGGCCAUGACAUGUCACCCUAGUUUGCACCAUUUUAAGAAGGGGAUAUCACUUGUGACACAGUGGACAGGAAAUGAGUAUAAGAAUAUGGAGAAGGUCUUCUUGUCAAACGAGGUCAUUGAGUGUGUGCAGUUGGUCCUUGAUUUCAUCUAUUAUGCGCACUUUGAGGAGCAUACAGAUGAGUCUUUGUCCAAAUUAGACGAAGCCUGGCAUACCUUUCAUGACAAGAAGGAAAUAUUCAUUGACCUAGACAUCCGACAACACUUUAACAUCCCAAAAGUCCACUCUACAAUGCACUACGCCUCAAUGAUACGGUCCCAUGGUACAGCUGAUGGUUUCAAUACUGAAGCCUCUGAACGUUUGCACAUCGAUUUCGCAAAGGUCGCAUACAACGCAUCAAAUAAGAAGGAUUAUGUCAAGCAGAUGACGACGUUCUUGGACUGGGCAGUAGAAGAAUGUGAUGAGCUGGAAAAUGAUGAGGUUGAGGGAGAAGAUGAAGAUGAAGACGACGUUGAAGCCAUGGGUACAGAAGCUGAGGCUGUGCUGGCCAGCCGGACCAAUAGCCCUGUGACCUCUGCUUCCACUGCCAACAACGAUGAAUCCUACGAGUCAGACAUCGUCAGAGUGGCUGACACUCUGCAAUAUGGGGAGUCUACCUACUCUGUGCCGAAAUUCCCUUCAUUCAAGAACAUCAAUCUGGAUACUUUGGACAAGAAAUAUGGUGUGACCGAGUUUGUUUAUGCCCUUGAAUCUUUCCUUCAUCGCCAUGGCAUGUAUCGCCCCGAUUUUUGGGAUGCAUGGCCAGCCAAGUACAAAGUCUUCAAACGAUGCCAGAUGUACAUACCACCAACACCAGAAGUUUCGAAGCUGGUGACGAUUGAUCCCAUUAGAGUGAGCCCAAUGGUGCCUGUGAGCAGUCGCAAUAAGGAGGUUCCUGCCCAGUUUGAUACAGUGCUUGCGUGGAAGGAAUUGCCCCAGGUUGGAACACAUCUGGACUUGCUAGGGAGUAAAGGACUUCACAUAGGCCAGGUUCGUGUGAUAUUUAACCUACCUGAACAACUCAGUAUCUUUCCUCAUCCCCUUGCUUAUAUUGAGUGGUUCACACCGCUUCAUAAGCUCGAUGAUUGUGUCAGAAUAUUUAAAGUCCAAUGCUCCACUCAUGGUAGUCAAUGGCUGAAGGCGUCUAUUAUCCCAGUGACAUAUAUAUCCCGGAGCUGCCAGCUCACUCCGUAUUUUGGCUGCUCAAUGGAUCAUACUUGGUCUUCUGAUAAUGUUCUCAAUGUAUGCCAAUCCUUUCAUGUCAACAGUUAUCUUCGACAUAUUGACUUUGUCCUUCUCCGUUACAAAUGUCAUGUUAGCUAA
Desarmillaria tabescens is the source of this 2295-nucleotide messenger RNA. RefSeq lists its product as uncharacterized. The transcript has 5 exons. The record is from RefSeq and is a predicted model, not a curated record. The coding region runs from base 1 to 2295 and encodes 764 amino acids. NCBI's taxonomy places the organism in Eukaryota, Fungi, Basidiomycota, Agaricomycetes, Agaricales, Physalacriaceae.